Messenger RNA from Williopsis jadinii, 3798 nucleotides. It is a transcript of the gene PDS5, whose product is annotated as sister chromatid cohesion factor PDS5. The coding region runs from base 1 to 3798 and encodes 1265 amino acids. The record is from RefSeq and is a predicted model, not a curated record. The transcript has 2 exons. Lineage: Eukaryota; Fungi; Ascomycota; Saccharomycetes; Phaffomycetales; Wickerhamomycetaceae. Gene Ontology annotation, cellular component: nucleus; chromatin. Gene Ontology annotation, biological process: DNA repair; mitotic sister chromatid cohesion.
AUGACAACGAGCAGCAGUGCGAAGUUGAAAUUCAACAAGAGUAUCAUUAGCUCUCCAAAGGACACCAUUUCCUUGAAGGAGUUGUUAGAGAGAUUAGAUACUCUUUCUACUGAACUUUCCAAGGUCGACCAGGAUAGGUUCAAUGUCAAGUCUUUGGAUAAGAUCAAAGAUGAUCUAGUGAAUAAGAAGUUGCUUCAUCACAAGGACAACGGAGUUCAGUCGCUCGUUGCUUGCUGCAUCUCUGAUAUCCUAAGGAUCUAUGCACCAGUUGCCCCUUACACGGAUACUGAGCUCAAAGACAUCUUUAAGUUAUUCAUCAAGAUGUUCAAGAAGUUGGCCAAUCCUGAAAACGGUUACUAUACUCAGCAAGUGUACUUGAUUACCAGAGUAGCGGAGGUGAGAAGCAUUAUCCUCACCACUGAUCUCGAGGAUGGCCCUUCUCUCAUUGAAUCAAUAUUCGAGCUGUUUUAUGACCAGUCGAACACUUUUAACAAAAAAUUGGAACCUAUAAUUUCUGACAUUAUGAUUGAUAUAUUCUCUGAGUGGGAUCAGAUCACGACCCCCGUGUUGAAGCUCAUCUUGAACAAGUUUUUAACAGCUUCUAAGAACGCAGGUGCUGUCACUUCAAGCUUGACGUCUUCCGCUGCCCAAACUUUCAACUUUACACUCAACAUUUGUAAUGCAAACCCAGACAGACUGACCAGACAACUGACAAAGUUCUUCUCUGAGACCAUAUAUGAAAGUGUGGAUGAAGGGCCUGAGAUUGAUUACAAAAAGCUGACAAAGUUGCACAACCUGGUUGUUCAGAUUUGGAAGAAUGUUCCUGAGAUCUUGGGUUCUUUGAUGGGUCUGAUGGAUGAUGAGCUCAAUGCGGAUAAUGAGAAGUAUCGCGCACUUGCAACUGAAGCCAUUGGCAAGAUAUUGGCUUCUCAAGCUCGUAUCAACUUUGUACAGGUUCACAAAGAGACAUGGAACAACUGGAUGAAGAAGACACUGGAUAUAUCUCCCUUGGUUCGUAUCACAUGGGCUGAGGAGGCUUCUGCCAUAUUGAGUGAAAGGGCAGAUAUUCUAACAGAGGUCUCUAAUGGGUUGUCUAAGACCUUAAUCGAUACUGACGAACGUGUAAGACUUGCAACCAUUAAAGGCCUUUCAAAAGUACCUGCUGAUGUUUUAGUCAGAAAGGUCAACAGUAAGACAAUAUUGAACAGCUUGAUUAAGCUAGCGAGAGAGAAACAUGGCGAAAUUAGCGAGGAAUCAAUCAAGAUACUUGGCUCAUUGUAUCAAAACUCAUACGCAGACCUUUUCAACAGCAGUGAUGAGCUUAAUGAAACACAAACCAUUGUGAAGCAGAUUCCUUCUCAGAUCUUGAACCUGUUCUACAUCAAUAAUAAGAACAUCAAUUAUCUUGUUGAUACAACUCUUCUAGGAAGUAUCUUACCACAAGAGCUCGACGACAGUACAAGAAUCGAAAGAGUGUUAAAUGUUGUUGGUGAUCUUGAUGACCGAGCAAGAAGUGCAUUUAUUGCAUUUAAUAAGAGGCAGCAACAACUAUCAAACGUGCUUGCAAAGUUCAUUGAGUUUGCAGAAGCUAACAAUGGAGAAUCACCAAUAAGGGAUAAGGCUCUAGAGUCGAAAAUUGAUAAAACAAUUGAUUGGCUUGCAGUGGGUCUCAGUGAUAAGUUCAAUCCCCGUGAAUCACUGGAGAGAUUCAUUGUAAUCAACAACAGAAGACUUUACUAUCUCACUAAAAUCUGUAUCUCUCAUGACUCAGAUUAUGCUUCCAUCAUGAACUCUAGUAAGGAGCUUUUUCAGAGAUUAGGUGAUUCAAAGAUCAUCAACAGUAUCAAGACAGAGAGCAAAUUUCCUACUCAAGAUAUUCUCAAUACGUUCAAGACUUUGAUAUUGAGAUCAAGUUUGGUCUUUUUCAACAAGUCCAACAUUGCACCAUUAUUGAAGUUCAGUGCUUAUGAGAAGUUUGCCACAGUUGCACAGCAAUUGAUCAAUGAUAUAUCUGUAAUCACACCAGAUGCCUUCCAAAAUCAGGUAGAGAAAUUGGUGUUGGAGGUGAAAAAUUCCAAACCUGGAACUGAACCACUUCAAGUGAAUACUCUGAGGGCCUUGUAUCACAUUUAUUUCAAACUUCAAGAUGCCUUAGACAAUGACGACAAAGCUUUCUUCCGCAAGCUCAUGGAAUUCGCCCAGAAGGGAUCUCCAUUGGAAGCACGGUACUCAGUGAAAAUUAUUUCCCUAUCAACUAAGAAGGACGUAUUUGAUUAUACGUUGUUUGAGAAUGUAUACCCUCUUGAUGCAAAAGACAAGCAGUUGGCAUCAAAGUUGGCAUCCAUUGCUGAGUUGUUCUUGACAGAUCCCGAUAUUCCAGAGGAGAAAGCCAAUGAUAUGACGUCCUUAUUAAUAAAGGAUAUUCUUUUGAAGAAUAAGUCUAAGGGCAGACCAAGUGACCCAUCUUGGGUUGAGGACUCGGACUUGGAAGCGGGCAAACAUGUCAACCUAUACUUGAAGCUUUUGGCACUGGAAAUUUUCACAAAUAGACUCAUAUCUUUAGACAAGUCGAAAACUGAAACCGAAGAGAACAUCAAAUCUAUCGCAGGAAACGUUCUGAAACUUCUUGUGUCAUUGAUUGGUAAUGGUGGUGAGAUUGUCAAUUCAAAAUCAUCUACUUAUCCGACUCCAAAGUUCUACCAGACAAGAUUAAGGCUUGCUGCAGGAUUGAAUCUACUUCAAUUAGCAAGGAUUCCAAGGUACAACAGGUUGAUGGAUUCAAUGAUGAUUGAACGGGUUAUCCUUUUGAUCCAGGAUGAAAAUGAAAGAAUUCGUUCGAAAUAUAUCCGCACCAUCACAGAUUCCCUUAAGAAGGAGGAGAUUUCACUCAAGUUCUUACCAACCGUCUUUUUCAGUGCAUUCGAGCCCAAUAAGAGCUUGAAGGAAGAAACUAAGACUUGGAUUAGAUCAACAUAUAGUAGAAGACAUCACACUUCAUUCAACGACAUUGUUUUUGAAAAAAGUAUUACAGGUCUGAUCUAUUCAAUUGCACAUCAUGCAGAAUUCAUAGAAUAUAUGGACACAACGCCAGAUGAGGAUGAGGAUGAGGAUGAUCAUAUUGUAAAGGCGUACACAUUUGCCUUGGAGUACAUUACUUUCUUCCUCGACACUGUUGCCAAUGAGAAGAAUGUGUCUUUGAUAUACUACCUAGCUGCCAGGGUCAAGCAAUACAGAGAUAUCUCCUUUACAGAUGAGCAACUCGAGAAUAAUGUUGAUGCUGCUUCUCAUAUCUAUAAAGUUGCUGACUUGACCUUGAUGGCAAUCAAAGAACUGCAAGAUUGUAAAGGCUGGACUCUUCAAACGUAUCCUGGCAAAAUCUUACUUUCAUCAGAGUUGUUCAAGCCAAUGAAGGACGUCGAAGAAGGUCAGGAUAUUGUUUCAACCAGUUUUAUCUCUCACAAUGUUGCUCAAAGAAUGAAGGCUAUUGUCAGACAACGUGUUGCGUCCAUAUCUAACCAAAAGAGAAUCAGAAGCACGGCAUCUUCAGAGUCAGGCCAUGGAACAAAGAAGGUAAGAACUGUAAAGUCAAAGCAAAAAACAUACAAACGCAAGAAGUCAUAUAACGAUUAUGAUGAUGCUGAUGAGAACGAUGAUCUUUCAGAAACCGAUGGAAAGACUGUAAAGGAACCAUUGAGAAAGAGUUUACGUGUUGGACGUAUAAGCUAUGUGAACCAGGUGAAACCGUAUGAAGAAGGCGAGGGAGAAGAUGAUGACGAGGAAGAAGAUACCGAUGACUAA